Messenger RNA from Anas platyrhynchos (mallard), 10126 nucleotides. NCBI's taxonomy places the organism in Eukaryota, Metazoa, Chordata, Aves, Anseriformes, Anatidae. The record is from RefSeq and is a predicted model, not a curated record.
CGGGCGCAGCCGGAGCGGCGGCGGCGCCAUUUUGCGCUGCGGCGGGACUCGGCGCGGGGCGGCCGCGGCGGGAGGGAGGUGGUGGCAGUGGCGGCGGCUGCGGUCGCUGCUCGGCACUGAGCGUCCCCGUUCGCCCUAAUCCUUAAUCCUUAACCCAGCCUAGCCUAACCUCGCCCAGCCCAGCCCAACCCCGUGGCCGGGACCCUGCCGACAUGAGCGACGUGGAGGAGAACAACUUCGAGGGGAGGAGAGUUGCUUUAGAAGAACACCUGAGCAUCCUUUUGGUGACUUUUUCUGACGAACCAGCGAUAGCAGCUUUUCAGUAAUACGGUUACAUAAGGUUGUUGCCUGGAGAACCGAGCAAUGAAUUUUUAAAGGACCAGAGUCACAUUCCAAUAAUAAUUCUUACAGAAAUGCUGUAGCCUUUUUGUAACACUAGUCUUUAAAAAAGAAAACAUAAAGAAAACCAAAAAAAAAACCCAGUCCCCAGGCUGACUGUGUUGUACCUGGCUGCGCAGUGACUGCUGCUGGUUCCUCAGGUGAGGUAAACAAAAUCUGUUCUUGUGUUAGUUGCUGGACAAAGGCGGCUGUCUACCUAUGCUCGUUUCAGAUAAAUGAACUAGUCUCUGAAAGGAAAACCAGCCAACUCAGAGAAGGUUGAGCAUAAGUAAUCUUCGUUGUUCAUUUUUUUUUAAAUUUGUUACUAUAGCCUCCCAGCUUAUAGCAAAAUUUAUGCUUUUUUAUUGUUUUCUUAUAACUAUUUACAUUAGAUUCCUCCAGAGAAUGUUUAUAUUAGCUUCUGUGAUGGAUCUAAUGUUAGUGUUAAAAAAAAUGAUACAGCUGUUUAGUUUCAGUAUUUCUGCAUACCUUCUUCUGCCAAAUGUAGAAAUAAAAUUAAUGUUUUGACAGUAUUUGAAGUAUGAGAGGUCCUGCAUAGCCAUUUCUCUGACUGUUACUUCUCAGUUGGCUUAUGCUUUUUUUUUUUUUUUUGAGGUGGAAAAUUUACCUGUUGGACAGAACUGCUGACCCCAUUGAGUUUUCACUUGGAAAACUUGUGUUCUUUCCGUAAUACUGGAAUUUCUGAAUCAGUCUAGCAAGUGGCACUCUCUUGCUUAAUGCUCUUUUUUUAAACAUAACUGAACAGAACAGGAUUCACUUAAAAACAACAACAAAAAAGUUGUAAUUAGGAACAUUCCUAAGCGGUUCUUUUUUUCUUUCACUAAUACAUCUUUUUGUUGACAAUGAUGCUGUUGAAAUACUUGAAAUUAUAAAAUAUUGCAGCCUAAUAUAUAUAUAUUUCAUAAAAUAAGCAUGUAAGUGUUGGGGGUAUUCAGUGUUUCAAUCUCCUGUUCCCAAACGGACAGACCUGUGCCAAGCUGAAUGUCCUAGUGCCUCAGUUAUGUGCAGGCACAUGGGAUGGAGAGAGUAUGGCAGAAGAGUUCAGUGGGAGAAGGAACCACAAAGAGACCAGGGAGAGGGUGGAGAACCUGCUUUCCUCCAAAUUGACACAAAAGAGAUUUCCGAGUACCUAACUUUUAGUCCUCCCCACCUUCCUUAGCAUUCGGCUUAGCUACUAACAAGUGUGAUGUUCAAAGAGGGGGGGGGGGUAAGUUUAGUCUAAGUCCCUUUCUGUCCAUACAGAUGCAUAUCAUCCCCAAAAACACUUCCAGUAAAGUUCCUCAAAGUAGUGGAAUAGCAAUAAAGUCUGAUAAGAUGAAGGUGCAUAUUGAGUCAGCAGUAACCAAAAAAUUAUAAAAAAAUAAAUCUUUACAUGGAAGAUUAGUUAGAAAAUCUUUCCCUGUUCUUCUUUUUACUUGUAAAGAAAAAAAAAAUAGUUUUAACAAAAAUAAAUGAUGUCAGGAAUUAUUCUGUAAAGCGUGUUUUAGCAGUGUUAAGAUGUCCAUGCAUCUUGCCUCCAAUUUGCAGUUUUAAAAUCAUGCUGUCACUUCAUGUGAAGAGGAAAUUGAGGAUAAUCUUGGAAAUAACUUUGCAGUGAGGUUGCAUAAUCUGUACUACUCGAAAACUUGCAUUUAUGAAGUGUUGGUUAAAAUUGCAGGGAUUUAAACUAUUAUUCUCGAUCUUACUCACUUCUUUACUGAUCAUUUUUUUUCCAAAGCAAAUGUUAAUCAGAUAUGUUCAGACUAAUUAACGUUUGCUUUGUUUUUACAUCAAUUUUGCUUCAGCAAGUUCUGUAUUAAGGAUGUGGCUGGUGGAAGAGAAGAAAUCCUGCCCCCAAGUAUGGUUGGGGGAAAGAAAUUGACAGAAUAAUUAGAAAUACAAUGGGUGUACUAGGUGUAAGUUUAUGGACUUGAAGAAGGAAACAGAUUUUAAGUCAUGUUUCUGUCCAAUGAUGUGAGUUUUGCAGAAGGUACAGGAUUUUAUCACCUUUAAGUGUUCAUUUUGAGCAGGUUAGACAGAUGAGACUUUUUAUCUCUUAUUGUUGAUAGAUGAUAGCUUUGUAAGGAUUUAGAUCUCAGUUCCUUUCAUAUUUGCCCAGUUAUUUGUAACAACAGAUUGUUCAUCUGGUGCACGUUCUGUGAUGCAGCUUCAUUAAAAGCUUCCCUAGAGCAAUGGAAAAGUUGCAGUCUGAACAGACGCGAACGGAAACUCCGCUUGCAGUUUUGAUCAAUUUUUUUUGAGCUUCUGAUAGCGUUUGACUUCUGUAAUCUUAAAAGUUUACUAGUUGUCUACAAAUAUUAAUGGGUUCUUUGUCUAAAUAGACAAAACUUUAUAUCAGAGUGAAGGCAGAACUCCAUCUUAGAACUCCAGAUUGAUCAUCUCCUGUGGCUGUAAUGAGAGGCCUCUUCCUACUCUCGCCAGAAUCUCAGUGAUUUCAGUCUAAUAAAGCACUUGAACCCUAGAUCAUUUCAUGUGCGAGCCAUUUUGUUGAAGGAAGGAUGUGUAGUUUGUGUGCAUGCAGGUGGCUUUUGGGUCAGCUAAACUCUGAACGUGUCUUGUGUUUUUUUUUUGCAUGCAAGCUUCAUGAAGAAAAUACUUAAAUUUAUAUAUGUUCCAACACUACCUAAACCUGAUCAACCUUGAGAUGAUUCCUUUGGUUCAGACACCUGUAUCAGCAACCUGCCAGCUCAGGGGCAAGGAAGGCACGCUGCUUUCCUACCUCUUCAAGUACAGGCGUGACAGGCUGCUAAUGCUCUGCAGUUCUGCAUUAGCUUGGGUAGGCUGUGAUCGUGCCGUGGUUUCUAAUGGCAAACAUGGGAAAGGAAACUUUUUACAGAAGUUGAUUUUUUUUUGUUUGCUUGUUUUGUUUAAUAAACUUAAUAAAUUUUAGAUUGUUACCUGGGCAAAAGAGUGACCACAGCACCCUUCCGUGGACAGGUGUAUAUAUUCAAGCCUCAAUGAAAAGAUAAACUUAUGUAUUUCAAAAGGUUUAUUGCUGAAGCUACUUCUUUUUAUUUAUUUAUAUUUAUUGGAGCAGUGUCAUUUUUAACAAUGUAUAAAGCUUGCUGAUGCAUUUUUAAAAUAGUUAAAUAUGUAUAUAAGUUUCUGUAUGAAAAGAAACGUAGGUUUACAUAUGUAUUAAAUUAUUUAUGGAAAAAUAGCUAAUUAAGAGAUUAGUAUUAUUUUUAGUAUGGAGUGACAGAUCACAGUGUUAAGCAAAAGUGUAACUUUUCUGAUGAGUUCAGAGGAAGGUUGGUGAGUUCCUGUCAAAGCAGUGGUUAAAAAGUAAUCUGGUCUCAUCUCAGGAAGAGAUGCUGCUAAAUUGACAGCUUAAUCCAGCGAAUGUAGGCUGCUACCAAAUUUCAGUUUCUUUUUUGACUGCUUUCACUUUUCUGUUCCCUUAUGAAGUUGGACUUUGUUUAUUUUUGGAGUUAGGGCAGGAUUUUUAUUUUUUUUUUUGCAAGAUUUUUGUAAAGCCUUGAGCUAUCUUCUGCUAGCUUAAUGGUGUUGCUGUACUACUUGCUGUCCUGUUCUUCCCCCCCGUGCAGGUGGUACGUCUUAGGGUGGAGGCCAACUGAAAUUUCUUGGUGAUAACAUGUUUUUUUAUUUUUUCUUCCCAUUUGACUUCCCAUGCUUUGCUAUAGGAAGCCUAGUGUAAGCCUAAUUGUCUCUUUUUACUUAAUCUCUCUUUAAAUUUCGAUAGCUUUGUAGCAAACCCUUUAUGAUAUGCUCUGAAACGGUGAGGCCUGAGGCAUGGUAAAACGUGACAAAAACGAGGACAGAAGAGUCAUGUAAAAACUAUUUUUGUCUUUUCUUGCUGUCUUUAUCGUGCCCUCUGAUGAUGGGUGGAAAUCUAAAAAUACUUCCUAAAGACCUUUGCAAUUCUGCUCUACAUAGAACUGUUUGGAAUGUGAUUUUUUUUUUUUUUAAAGUAACUGUUUUGGAAAGUAGCAUUUCUCUUGAAGGAUAUGAGGAAGAUAAAUGGCAGCUGUAACUUGCAUCGCAUAUGGUUGAAACAGUUGUACCGAUACGGGUGAAAUGCAGUGACGUGACUAACAUCUUGCUUAGCUAAAGCUGUUGAUCAGUUAUUCAGUGCCUAGGUCUAUGUGAGCAUGAGGUGAUGGUAGGAAGGGGCAUCCUGUCCAUAUUACUUUUUUCAGUGUUGUUCUUUCUGGAAUAAACUAGGUAGGAAUGAUGGAAAAUAUUCUUCAGUGCUCUCUAUAAAUGCUUCUAGCUCUGUGGUUCUUAACCAGAGGAUCAGUAGCUGAAGCAGCAGUCUUUAGGUUGUGUUCACCUACAAUAAUUUGUUUGCCUCCAAGUUUGACUUCCUAGUGAAUCAUUAAUCCCAUUUCCCAGUAUGUGCUUGAGGAAGUCACCGUAUCUUGCUCUGAGGAAGCACAGUGAAAAUUUUUUUCCAUUUUUACCAUGGGAAAAGUGUUAUUGACAAAUAUAUGUCUUUUGAAUGGGAAGAUUGAUCUGAAGACUAUUAGGUAGCUCGCUGGCUGUCUCUUUACGACAGACUGUACUGAGAGCAAAUGUAGAUGGUUUGAAAUGGUCCCAGUGAGCGUCUGCCUGCCUGUGAGGUUGUAAGGGUGAGAGCGGUGCCUUGAGAGUUGCGUAACAAAGCAGAAGACAUGAAGGUGUGCACUGUCAAGUGUGAGGCUGUUGUGGGGUGAGGAGCUGACUUUAACAAAAUGCAGUCUGAUCUGUGGCCCUCAAGUGACUGAGGAUCUUUAGAACAGAAAGAUAAGUAAAUAUUGGGGAUACAGAGAGAAAUUGUAGUUCAUUCUUUCUUAAAUAGUAGUUUAAUUAAUUUCUGGAGUAAACAUGGAGCUAAGAUCAGGGUAUCUAAUUACUUGAAGACUAGUACAGGACUUAAGGAUUUGAAUGCUUUGGAUGAUAGAGGUGUCUAUUUGCUGUUGUUAAAAAUGACGUACAGAUGACACACGUUGACUAUAAUGUUCUUGUUGAUAUUGCAGAAUGGAUGUAUAAAUUGGUUAUGAAGAACAGUGGGGUCUGUCUGUGACAUAGACUAAGGCAAAUCUUGCUAAUUAUUUUCUCAUCAGGAAAUAGAGGAGGAAAAUUCUUUAAAAUUGCUCUCUGUGACACCUUGAAGCUCUGAAUCUCUUAAUCCCUACCUGUAGUCUUGCUGAUGUAAAUCUUAUUAGGUACUUUUCCAGUGUCCUCCUUAAGUCCUUAAACUCUUCCAGGUUAUUGCGAUUCCCUUAGUGUCUCCUUUUGAAGCACUGUAGGAGAUAUAACUAGGUGAUCUAUGUUGCAUCAGAAGAUGAGAUGUAAUUGCCUGCCAGUGACAGACACGGUAUGCAACUGCUAACAGGUAAUCUCUCUUCAGCUGCAGUUUACAUCUACAGGUACUUGGUUUGAGGAAGUUUGAAAUGUGUAAGAACUCCUGCUGUCACCUCUGUCCCUCUGCUUCUAAAGUUAUGUGUUUGUGAGUGCAGCCCUUAAAGGGCUGGAGCAACCAGCUUGGAAAAGGACUUCACCUCCAUGAAAUGCUGCACUGCUUGCUUUUGGCAACUUCAUACAGAGCCCUUGUCAGAACUGAUACUCUUAGAAAACUGGGGGCAGCAUCAGAAGAUGCUUCAGUUGAAUAGAUAAGGAUGCUAAGCUAAUUUUGUCAUUGUAUGGGAGUUAACUGGCUUCUUAAUAUUUUUGGAACCUCCCAACACUUCUAGAUUGUGUGGUAUCUGUUUUUUUUUGUUCUUGUUUUUUCUUUCUUUUUUUUUUUCCAACCUUAUUGUUUAAGAAGUGAUCUCUCAAAUGUAAAAAGAGAAUGGACAGUACAGUAUCCUCAUUAAAGAGUGACUGAGGAGAGUGAAUUCUUUGUCUUUUCAUUGAAGGAUCUAUUCUAAAUCUGAAGGGUGUCACAUGAAGUGCUUUUCUAUAUUAUUGGUCACUUUCACUGAGGAGGGGAGUGGAAAUAACUCCAGGAGAAACUGGGAAGUAUUGCAGGAUAUGAAGUAUAAAUGUAAGGAUUAAAGAGAGCUAUCAAACAAUAAAGAGUACAAAAUUAGAGGAGAGGUAAUGAAAAAGCAUGUUAGUGGCUCUAAAAGUUUUUUUUUGUUUGUUUUGUUUUUUAAAUAAUGAACAGUGAAUUUCAAAUAAAACAGUAAGAACACAGAAUAAAAUCUGGUAUUACUUAAGUGCCCGUUCUUCCUUCUCUUUCUGCGACAGUCUUGUAGCUAGACCAGCAGAUAGCUGGCUCAAUAGGAUAACCUGUAACGUAGACCUACUGGGGUCCACGUCACAGCCCAGCUUUGAAUUUGGCCUUCAUUGAUCAGUUUAGUGUGCCUGUCAAAUUAGAAGGUGAUGCCCUCCACGUAUCCUGUGUCCUUUUCAUUGAGGUAAAGGGGGAAAGGCAGCAUAGCUGUAAUACUGCUGUAAGAAAUAAGGGGUCUCCCAUGUUUCAUUUUUGGUCGAUUUAUUGUCUUUGAAUAUGAGGAAGGAGUCCUUUGGAAAGGACUUCAGAAUGCUGAAGAAUUCAACUACAAAAGAAAAUGCAAAUCUGGACUUACAUGGAAAAAAUAGAUAAGUUGGGGAAAGUAUUUUAAGGACAGGCAGGAGAAUAAAUGAUGAAAAUGAAAAUGAAAUGUAACGCUUGUGGGAGGGGAACUUGCUGUGCGAUUUUUCCAUUACAAGUUUUGCACGUUUUUUUGUGACAUUAUAGAGGUAUAUAGCACACAUUUCCACAGCUUUUUUUGUUUUUAUAUAGCUGAGCUCCCUAGGAAUGCUGUACACUAAAAUGUGAGGAAAUCCUAACCUGCUCUUUGUUUGCUUGUUUUCCUAGUUUUUCUCUUGUGUGCAUUAUCAUACAAGAAAACAAAAAAAAACCUCCUGUCUGUUAUUGGAUUGCUUUGAACUGCAGUAUUAUACGUCUUGUUUUUUGUGGAUUAAGUUGUGUGCAAGGAAAACAGGAUAACAAUGAGGAAGAGAAAGUAGGAAGAAAAAUUUGUCUUGCAUAUAUCUAUGUGCAUGUAUUAUGCGAGUAAGUAUGUGCAUAGAUAGAUUUUGACUGGAAGUCUUUGGCCGUGCUGUUGAACUGAGUGUCUUAGUAAUAAUGUGUAGGAGUGGAAUUUGGGAUAUUUAAUACUGCGAAGUACAUAGUUGUUGCUAGGGGGAAAAUCAGUUAUCGAUAUCAAUAUUUUUAAUAUAUAUUUGUGCUAAUUAGCUUUUUAGUUCAUCUAUGUAUCGUACAGAGAAUAAAAAUCUGAAAGGGGAGGAGGGUAGCUUUGAAAAUACAGUAAAACACUGAGAACUCAGUAAGCUCAUUGUUAGACCGUAGACACUUAUACAGUUUUAAAGCUUUUUUUAAAAAAGGUUGUUUUAUAAAGUAGUUUCUUGCACUUUACCUGCUGGCUUUUCAAUUUGGUAGAUAACAUCUGAACUCCAGCAGAGUUUUAUAAUCCCCACGUGCUUAAAUAUACUAAAUGUUCUUUUUCCAUUAAGGUUAAUGUUCGUGAAGAAAUUGAAGAGUUUUUUCCAAGAAUGUGGAAGAUAAAUCAAGAUAAAAGAAGGCUAAUGAAAAGUAUUAAAGAUCAGAAAAUUAAAAUUGAAUGGGGGAAAAAAUUGAACAGAAGAUUGGUCAGAUAGAAGCACUUGAAUGUUUUUUUUAAGGCUUUAAUGAAUUGUUUGAAUUGGGGAAGAAUACACGAAGUAUGAAAAAUGAAAAACUCAAUGAAGAAUGAAGAGAAGUAGAAAGCAAGAGUGAAGUAGAAUUAAAAGAAUCUGGAAGAAUGAAUGGGUCCUAGGUUAAGUAAAUGUAUGGUUUAUGUUCCAGUGUCUGUAUGAUCAAGUUGUAGAUGAAUUUGCAUGAUUACUUAGUUAAUAGAGAAUUGGUGAUCUGGUUCAAGCAGGGAUCUAUUUGAGGAAAGCAUACAAUAUUAACAGUGGGCUAGCAAAAUGAAAAUUUGUUCUGGAGGGUAUUGCCUAACCAUUUGUUUUUUCAGGAGCAAUCAAUAUAAUAGAAUUACUGUACUUUAAAUGUUAGGAGUUAGGCAUUUGUACAACCAAUACCAUUUGUAAUACUAUCUUUUUCGUUAGGAGUCUCGCUCCCAGUCAAAAUCUCCAGCUGGGAGUCCUGCUCGUGUAAAAUCGGAGAGCAGGUCAGGAUCUCGCAGUCCAUCGAGAGCUUCCAAACAUUCUGAAUCGCACUCUAGGUCGAGAUCAAAAUCGAGGAGACGUUCUCGAAGCAGAUCGUACACGCCAGAAUACCGCCGUCGAAGGAGCCGUAGUCACUCUCCAAUGUCCAACAGGAGAAGGCACACAGGCAGCAGAGCCAAUCCAGAUCCUAAUACAUGUCUCGGAGUGUUUGGUCUCAGUUUGUAUACCACUGAGAGAGAUUUGCGUGAAGUCUUCUCCCGUUACGGACCUUUGACUGGUGUCAAUGUGGUUUAUGAUCAGCGGACUGGACGAUCAAGAGGAUUUGCUUUUGUUUAUUUUGAGAGGAUUGAUGAUUCUAAAGAGGCAAUGGAGCAUGCAAACGGUAUGGAGCUGGAUGGCAGGAGGAUUCGGGUGGAUUACUCAAUCACCAAGAGAGCACAUACACCCACUCCAGGCAUCUACAUGGGCAGGCCAACACACAGUGGAGGAGGUGGUGGUGGCGGAGCAGGUCGUCGCCGUGACUCUUACUAUGAUAGAGGGUAUGACAGAGGUUAUGACAGAUACGAAGAAUAUGACUACAGAUACAGGAGACGAUCACCAUCGCCUUACUAUAGCCGGUACCGAUCACGAUCAAGAUCCCGUUCCUAUAGUCCAAGGCGCUAUUGAAGAUGAGAGGAGUUACAGUUGAGGACAUGAUUUUUAAAUACAAGGUUCAGAUCUUAGCUUCCCUACUGCUUCCCUCCCUCCCUUGUUCUCCAUCCAGCUAUUUUACAAAACUUUGGUUCAUUUAGAGUAUACAUAUCUUCAGUUGAAGUAUUCCUGUUUUCCAUCCCUUCUUAUUGUAAUACUCUUAAAUAUUGUAAUUGUUGUAGUUUUUGUGUAGUAAAACAUCUUGAGCAAAAUGAAAUAGAAAACCCAAAGUGUUGAUACAUUUUGGAAGUCAUUCCUAUUUUGUUUUUAAACCAAUUGGACUCCUAGCUAAUUACAAGACAGCAAUGAUAUUUUUAAAGCUUGCAUGUCAUAUGUAAUACACUCAGAUACUUUAACAUAAACCUGCAUUUCCAAGUAACUCGUUAAUCUUUCUGUUAAAAUGUUUACCUAUUACUUUGAUAAACAAAUAACGACUUUGAGCCUUUCCUGUAAUGACAAAUUUAUUUAGAUAGUCAUGAACCAGAGGAUUUCUUUUUUGUCAGGUAGUUGCUUUGAGUGUAGAAUAUUUGAGCUAGAGCAAAAUUUGGUAUUUGGCUGACCAGGAAAAUAGAUCCUUGUACACUGAAAAUUAAGACUGUAUUUUAUAAAUAAGUUUUUGGAUUGCUACACAGUGGAUAACAUCUACAGUAAAAAACAUAUUUUUUUUUUAUUGUACUUGGUUGAAUAUUUCCCCCCAGUCAGUGCAGGAGAAAAAUAUUUAUUGAACAUAGCAAUUAGUUAUAUAAUUUGCUGUUCAUUUAAACAACAACAACAAAAACUUUUUGGUAUUGCAAUAAUGAUUUAAGCAAGUUUUGUUUCCAGUCCUUUUUGGAGUUCGAAAGUAUGGAUGGAAAGACCUGUGACUACAUGUAAACCUUUUUUUUUCCCCCCUCAAUAAAAGUUAAUUCCACUGAAA